AUGAGGGAACUAGGAACGGUGGCUCGUUCCUGGCUCCUGGCUCCUGGCUCCUGGCUCCUGGCUCCUGGCUCCUGGCUCCCGGCUCCUGGCUCCCGGCUCCUGGCUCCCCGGUGUACCGCCACCACCAACUCUGCAUCGCUCGUGAGACGGUACCGGUACUAUUACCGUUCAGGUGCUCUACGGACUGAUAUGCCGUCCGGCUCUGGCCUCGGGGGAGCCUGA
Messenger RNA from Geosmithia morbida, 222 nucleotides. RefSeq lists its product as uncharacterized. Bases 1 to 222 code for a protein of 73 amino acids. NCBI's taxonomy places the organism in Eukaryota, Fungi, Ascomycota, Sordariomycetes, Hypocreales, Bionectriaceae. The transcript is spliced from 2 exons. The record is from RefSeq and is a predicted model, not a curated record.